CUUGUUAGCAAAUAGGGAACUAACAAAGUCGCAAGGUUUUCCCGAAAAUGGAGAAAGAAAUGUUUUGUAAACUUGCAUCAAAAAUGGGAAUAACCUCUGCAAAAAUACUAAGCCAAGCAGAAGAGUACGUAAGGUUGACCCAACUUAGAUGCAAUGGACUGAGAAACGUGUCGGUAACAAGUAAGGCUGUCAUCUGUCUGGACCUUGCUGCGACGUCAAUGAGAUUUCCACUCGAUAAAGAAUAUGCCAUUAAAUUAUCGGGACUGAAUAAGAAAUUGUAUCAGAGCAGUUUGAAGUCUAUGGAGUGCAUGCUGGGCCUGGAAUCUCACAUGGGACUCAGAGACCUGGCGGUGCAGUAUGGAUGCACGGAGGCGGUUACUGUAGCAGCCAAGAUACUGAAAAGAUAUGAAGAUGGCCUUCCUGAAGCUCAGCAGCGAGACCUGGACCUGUCAAAGCCCUUAUUCACAACAGCGGCUUUGUUCACCGCAUGCAAGUGCUUGAAAAUCAAAGUGGACAAGAAGCUGACAGCCUCAUCAGGAGCUAAGAAGGGGAUAUUUGACAGGCUCUGUGCUCAGCUGCUGAAGAUGGGCCAGGAAAUCUGCAAUGAGGGUCCUCCAGUGAAGGAGCCUUCCAGAACACCUCAGAAACGGCUGAAAACUCUGCUGGAGAGUGUAGAGCAAAAGGACCAUGACCCGGAGGAAGAGCUACCCAUUUCUCCAAAGCAACAGAAGUGUGAGACAGAGCAGUGUGCAAAACAAGACUAUGAAGAAUGGAAGAGGAAAAUCCUGGAAAAUGCAUUGAAAGCCAAGAAAACAGAUGCAUAA
Megalops cyprinoides (Indo-Pacific tarpon) is the source of this 824-nucleotide messenger RNA. RefSeq names its product origin recognition complex, subunit 6 (gene orc6). Gene Ontology annotation, cellular component: nuclear origin of replication recognition complex. The transcript is spliced from 7 exons. The coding region runs from base 48 to 824 and encodes 258 amino acids. Gene Ontology annotation, biological process: DNA replication initiation; DNA replication. The record is from RefSeq and is a predicted model, not a curated record. Gene Ontology annotation, molecular function: DNA binding. Lineage: Eukaryota; Metazoa; Chordata; Actinopteri; Elopiformes; Megalopidae.